AUGCAGUUCAAGUUCCUCGCCCUCGCCGCCCUCGCGGCAACCUCCGUCGCCGCCGACAUCAAGUCCUCGCUCGACACCAUCGGCACCGCCGUCGUCAAGCUCAACUCCACCGUCACCUCCUACCGCGGCGACCUCCUCGGCCUCAUCCCCAUCACCACCGACGCCCUCUGCUUGCUCGACGACAUCAACGAGGGCACCAAGACCGCCCAGGCCGCCGCGCCCCUCUCCUACGACGCCGCCCUCGACAUUGCCCAGUCCACCGGCACCCUCGCGUCUUACGUCAACGACGUGAUUGACAACUUUGUGCGCACCAAGCCCAAGUUUGCGAAGCUGCUCAUUGUGGUGCCGAUCAUCAAGGAGACGCUCAAGACGCAGCGCGCGGCGACGGCGAAGCUCUGCAAGGCGGUCGUGGACAAGGUCCCGCAGGAGCUGCAGGAGAUUGCGGAGAUUAUCGUCAAGCAGAUCGACGACAAGUUUGCCGAGGGCAUCAAGGCGUAUUCUUGA
Cordyceps fumosorosea ARSEF 2679 is the source of this 504-nucleotide messenger RNA. RefSeq names its product antigenic cell wall galactomannoprotein. NCBI's taxonomy places the organism in Eukaryota, Fungi, Ascomycota, Sordariomycetes, Hypocreales, Cordycipitaceae. The transcript has a single exon. Bases 1 to 504 code for a protein of 167 amino acids. Gene Ontology annotation, cellular component: extracellular region. The record is from RefSeq and is a predicted model, not a curated record.